Messenger RNA from Botrytis deweyae, 738 nucleotides. RefSeq lists its product as uncharacterized. The record is from RefSeq and is a predicted model, not a curated record. NCBI's taxonomy places the organism in Eukaryota, Fungi, Ascomycota, Leotiomycetes, Helotiales, Sclerotiniaceae. The coding region runs from base 1 to 738 and encodes 245 amino acids. The transcript has 3 exons.
AUGGAUACUCCAAAUCCUCCAAGUACACCUCAAUCGCGCUCUGCCGCAUACCAGCAGAUCCUCAAACCCAUCACACCGUCGCAAAUUCCGCUCCCCUCAACCCCAAUCCCAACUCCAACCCCAACCGCAACCACAACCACAACCUCAACCCCCAACCCAGCCACCAAAAUUCCUCUCCCAGAAACUCCUCUCCCAGAAACAGAAACUCCCAUCCUAAACACACCAUCUUCCAUCGCAGCGAAGAUUCCUCUCCCGGAGACACCGACGCCCGCCGCAGCCGCAAUUUCUGAGAGAAAGGUGGACGAUGGAUUUUCUGUUUCUGGUUCUCCUGAGACUAGCGAAGUUCUCGAGGCUCCCGAGGUUCCCGAGGUUCCUGGCGUUUCUGCUGCAGUCCCCACCAAUCUCACCAAUCCCCCCAAUCUCCCCUCCCACCUUCCCCACAACCCUCUCAGCAACCCUCUCCGCAAAUCUCCAAGCUCACCCCUCAGCAAACCCCUCAGCACCCCCACCCCCGAAAUCUCGCCUCUAAAACUCGCUUCUGCUUCUUUUUCUUCUUCUCAUUCUCAAUCUCAAUCUCAACCUCAAUCUCAACCUCAAUCUCAAUCUCAACCUCAAUCUCAAUCUCAAUCUCAAUCUCAAUCUCAAUCUCAAUCUCAAUCUCAAUCUCAACCUCAACCUCAACCUCAACCUCAACCUCAACCUCAACCUCAAUCUCAAACCCAGCAAAGAGACAAGUAG